GCUACGCUACGCCACCCCACCCCUACCCCACAGCACUAUAUAGUCUUUCUGGUGAUGGUCCGGAUAUGACUGAUGGCUUUUGAGUGCCUCGCAGUGCAGUGCCUAAUGAGUUAAUGCCCCGGUCUGUGAUUUAUUGGUCUAUAGAAUGCGUUAUAUAUUACAUGAAUAUCGGAAUAAGCUUGUACUUUUUGUGCCUUAGAUUCCCAGUGUAUGUGGAAGUUAUACUCGAUCAUGAUUUAUCCCAUGUAUGCAAUCACCAUCAAGGUAUGCUAUCAUACCAACAGAAAUAAACCCCUACCACAUGCCAAAUCAUACUAGACUAAUUACACCAUCAUCAUCUUUGUCCU
This is a messenger RNA of Aspergillus piperis CBS 112811, 347 nucleotides long. RefSeq lists its product as uncharacterized. The transcript has a single exon. The record is from RefSeq and is a predicted model, not a curated record. NCBI's taxonomy places the organism in Eukaryota, Fungi, Ascomycota, Eurotiomycetes, Eurotiales, Aspergillaceae. The coding region runs from base 114 to 290 and encodes 58 amino acids.